AUGUCUGCAAAAGUAGCUCCGGCCCCGGCGACCAUUUCCUCUCCGUCCCUCACCGCUCUUAACGAUCUUGACCUCCCGGACUUUGAUCCCGCCAUCCAUCUUGCCUUCCAGCCCCCUACUCGACGCCACACCUUUCAGGACCUUGGUCUGCCGCAGCCAGAAAAUGCACCUGAUCUCUGCGUCACAGAACCUUUUCAACUCUUCUCGGAAGAGGGCGUGCGCAUGUUGCGUCGUGAGAUGCUGAGCAAACCGAUUCUCGACAAGUAUCUCCGUUCAUGGGAUCGUGCGCCGGCCUACAUUGCGGGUCAUGAAAAGUCAUUGCCAAAGACUGCAAAGUUUACGCUUCAGGCGUGGCAACAUCCCGCGACGCAAGCUGCCAUCGAUCACGCAGCUGGUUUCGGCCUCCGUCUCUUGCGACGAGAAGCCGAUCUCGGACUCGUAAACAUCCAGCUCGGCCCCGAGGGUCUCCCCGGCGUCUACAAACUCACCGAAACACCCUCAGCCCCUCUCUCACCCCAAGAGAUGCAAAAGUCCAGCUACGACGAUAUACCCAUCGACGCCUGGCACAAAGACCAAGUCCCAGUUGUAUGUGUCGUCAUGCUCAGCGACACAAGCAGCAUGCUAGGCGGUGAGACAGCGAUACGCACUGGAGACGGCUCCAUCGUGAAAGUGAAGAGUCCACGAGUGGGAGGCGCCGUCAUCAUGCAGGGCGGAUGUACUGAGCAUGCUGCUUUACGCGCGACGAAUGUACCGGAGAGAUUGAGCAUGGUGAGUAGCUAUGCAUUUGCGGACCCGAACUUGGAUGAUCAGUACACGUCGCUUCGUAGCGUAGACUUGGGAAAUGAUGAUAUCCCGACGUUUUGUAAUAUUUUCCUGCAGGAGAAGUUACUUAGGUUGAGGGGGCGGAUCGAUGCGGUCUUGGAGACGCUGGUUGAAAAGGAGAAGAGGGGUGAGAUGGUUGAGAGGAGUGAGUUUGAAGGUUGGGUUAGGGAGCAGACUAAUUUUAUGAAGAGGAGUGCUUGGGAGAUGUAUGAGAGGGUGCCAAACUACUUAGGCAAAGAUGUACCUGAGGAUGUUAUCCGAGAUUACCUGAGAUGA
Molecule: messenger RNA, 1098 nt
Organism: Fusarium subglutinans
Lineage: Eukaryota; Fungi; Ascomycota; Sordariomycetes; Hypocreales; Nectriaceae
Exons: 2
Coding region: 1-1098 (365 amino acids)
Source: RefSeq, a predicted model, not a curated record